AUGGCAUCGCUCUCCAGUAUCUUUCCAUGCAAUGUUGUGAUCGAAAUCCUCGCUUACUUGCCAGCCCGGUCUCUCGCCCGGUUCCGGUGUGUCAGCAAGUCGUGGCGUUCGCUCUUGUCCGAGAAGUACUUUCUGACGAUGUGGUUGAAUCGCAGCGGGACCUCCCUCCUGGUGGUCCCGUUGGAAUGGGAUAUUCGCGACAAGUGCUCUUUAGUGUUCGAAAAUGUGUCCAUUGGGAGGGAGAAUUUGAGGCUGCCAGUGGGCAACGACUGGGUUUCGUUAUCCGUGGUCGGUUCGUCCAGCGAUGGCGCUCUAAUUUGCUUGACCGGGCUUUCUUUCGUUCGCCGUAAUGCGAGCAAGCUAGCCAUUAUCCUUUGGAGUCCGUUCACUGGCGAAGUCAAGACUCUUAGCCACCAUGAUUACAUCUAUUGCCACGAGCGGCCCCUUUGCGCCGAAUCUCAAGCUCAGGGCUACAGUUCGGGAUGCUGUGUUCGGUAUCAUGUCCACGGUUUCGGGUACGCGCCAAAUGCCCGGGACUACAAGAUCGUGAGGAUCACUUACUCGCGUGGCGUUGCGAGGCGGGCUGUUGCUUCGAUAAGACCAUCGAAUGUUGAGGUUUAUAGCCUAGGCAGGGACAAAUGGACGAGCCUGGGGAGGCCUAAUUUCACACGGACGAUUCGUGGCAAUUCGCGGGCAUUUAUUAAUGGGGCUGCGCAUUGGCUCGCGGCGCCUAGAGAGGAUGCGCCUUACAACUCAAUCGUGGCCUUUGGUAUGGAGGAGGAAUCAUUUAAACAAGUCAUGCCGCUGCCCCGAAAGAGAAAUAUCUCGCAAUACUCUCUGCAUUCGAGAGGCAAAGCGACACUCGCAGUGUCAUGCGGUUCACUGGCUCUGAUUGCUUUCACUGUAUGGGACCGAGAGGUAUGCGGCAUUUGGGUCAUGAAGGAGUACGGCGUGGCCAGCUCCUGGACCAAGCAGCAUCACAUUGUGCUACCGAUCGGAUUGACGUGCCGAGCGGCCUUGGGACUUACUGGGAAUGGCAAGAUUGUGCUUCGCAUGGUGGAUGAGAGUUUGGUGUGUUGUGAUUUGGGGGAUAAGCAGAUCAGUGAGGUUGGAAUCGGGGGAGAAGGCACUGAGUCAUCUUUUGAUGUCAUUGAUUUGGGAAGAGGAAAUCCUUCUCUCAGGAACCAAGUGGGUGGGGGCUCCCCGUUGACCAUGCUCAACCCCCGAUAA
Messenger RNA from Eucalyptus grandis, 1230 nucleotides. RefSeq names its product F-box protein At3g07870. The record is from RefSeq and is a predicted model, not a curated record. Bases 1 to 1230 code for a protein of 409 amino acids. The transcript has a single exon. Lineage: Eukaryota; Viridiplantae; Streptophyta; Magnoliopsida; Myrtales; Myrtaceae. Gene Ontology annotation, molecular function: protein binding.